Didymosphaeria variabile is the source of this 1605-nucleotide messenger RNA. RefSeq lists its product as uncharacterized. Gene Ontology annotation, cellular component: membrane. The transcript has 6 exons. Gene Ontology annotation, molecular function: solute:proton symporter activity; biotin transmembrane transporter activity; dethiobiotin transmembrane transporter activity. Lineage: Eukaryota; Fungi; Ascomycota; Dothideomycetes; Pleosporales; Didymosphaeriaceae. The record is from RefSeq and is a predicted model, not a curated record. Gene Ontology annotation, biological process: biotin import across plasma membrane. Bases 1 to 1605 code for a protein of 534 amino acids.
AUGUCUGCAGAUGCGACCAGGCGGGGACCCGGGGAGAAAGAGGUAGCCGAGUCGGCAGGACCUGCACCAAAACCCAGUGACUCUGAGGAGCAAGAUGUUGAAGUAGGACGAGAGCCCAUCAACAUUGAUCGUAUCGAGAAGGUGUAUAGUAAGCUCGAUCGACGGAUAUUGCCAGCUUUCUGGAUCCUCUACUUCCUUUGCUCCGCCAUCCGGUCUAAUGUAGGGCUGGCACAGACGAUGAACAUUGGACAAGGUCAUGAUCUCGCUUCAGAGCUUAACUUGACACCCAAGCAAGUCUCGACUGGUUUGGCCUUGUUCUAUGUCUGUUACGUUAUCUUCGAUAUGCCUUCGAACUUGGUCAUGUCUAGAGCAAGCCCUCAUGUCUGGAUGAGCAGGAUAGUUACCGGAGUCGGCAUCAUUGGCAUUGGCCUGACUGGUAUGAAAGCGGCGUGGAGCUUCUACCUUCUUCGCCUCUUGCUUGGUAUAGUCAUUGCAGGCAUGUGGCCUGGCAUGUCGUACUACCUCACGCUAUUCUACCCACCAUCAAGGACUGGUAAGCGUAUUGGUCGCUACUUCACCGCCUCCCAAGUGUCUGCCGCUGUAGUCGGUCUUGUCUCUGCCGGCUUUCAAGAGAUGGACGGCUUGGGCGGCCUCGUAGGCUUUCAGUGGAUGUUCCUGCUCUACGGUAUCAUUGGAACUCUUGUUGGUAUCUCGCUCCUCUGGUGGCUUCCAGAUCGCCCUCUAGCCCCAGGUGAAGUCCGCGAGAAAUCAGGUUGGCGCAAAUGGAUACCUGACAGCAAACCUGCCCUAACUGGGGAGGAUGCGCGAAUCCAUUACGAAGAUUUGACUCGCGUGUACCGCCGCAAGGUGUGGACCAUGAAGGACCUCUGGCAUGUUGUCAUCGACUGGCGUUUAUGGCCUUUGGUCGUCAUGUACUUUGGUGUCGUGGGAGUCGGUAUUGGAACGCAAGCGUAUGCUUCAGUCAUUAUUCGCGGCAUCAAUCCUGAUCUUUCAGGCAUUGACCUUUCGCUGCUGACCGCUCCCAUCUGGAUUAUGGAUCUCAUCGCUAUCCUAAUCUUCACCCCACUGUCAGACCGGUUCCAUCAUCACCGCGCCGCCUUUUUCAGCUUCGCAGUGCUCAUUCAGAUUGGUGGACUCCUCAUGACCACUUUCGGAGGCGGUGCUAAAUCCUGGACCCGCUACGGUGGGCUGCUUCUCGUUGGCUUUGGCCUUGGUCCCACGGUGCCCAUCUGCAUGACCUGGACGAACGAAAUCUUCCAGCCGCGCCACGGCGAAGUCGGUGUCGCCGCCGCAUCUGCCCUCGUGUCCGGACUGGGUAACCUUGGGUCCAUCCUCACUACUUACGCGUUGUACACUGGAUGGCCUGAGGAUGCGAAGGGCCCACACAAGUACCGCAAGAGUAAUCUUGUCAUGAUUGGGAUACUUUGUGGAAGUAUUCUCGCUGCAGGGACAAUGGUGAUGUUGCUACGCCUGUUUGGGGACGGUAUGUCGAGGGAUGGCAAUGGUGGUGAGUUUGUAGAUGGAGCGGCGAGGAGAGAGGUCGAGCAGAGAGGAUUUAGGAAGAUGUUGCGCUUCAAGCGAUAA